GGCGGACCCCAGAGCUGCGCAGGCGCAGUUGUACGCCGGGUAGCCAAGAUGUCGUUCCCGGAGUAUAAGCAGUCCCGCCUGGCCACUCUGCCCACUACCCUUGACCCGUCCGAAUACGACAUAUCUUCGGAAACCCGGCAGGCGCAAGCCGAGCGGUUGGCCAUACGAUCCCGGCUUAAACGGGAGUAUCUGCUUCAGUACAACGACCCCAACCGCCGAGGGCUCAUCGAAGAUCCUGCCUUGAUUCGUUGGACCUAUGCAAGAUCAGCAAAUAUCUAUCCCAAUUUCAGACCCACUCCUAAGAACUCACUCCUAGGAGCUCUGCUUGGACUUGGGCCGCUCUUCUUCUGGUAUUAUGUUUUCAAAAAGGACAGGGAUACAAAAGAAAAACUUAUCCAGGAAGGAAAAUUGGAUCGAACAUUUAACAUCACAUACUAACUUUGGCAAAGAAGACUAUAUGUAUUCUUACUUAAAUAAAUCUUCUAUUAAUCAUUA
Tupaia belangeri chinensis (Chinese tree shrew) is the source of this 495-nucleotide messenger RNA. RefSeq names its product NADH:ubiquinone oxidoreductase subunit B4 (gene NDUFB4). Gene Ontology annotation, cellular component: respiratory chain complex I; mitochondrion. Lineage: Eukaryota; Metazoa; Chordata; Mammalia; Scandentia; Tupaiidae. The record is from RefSeq and is a predicted model, not a curated record. The coding region runs from base 49 to 438 and encodes 129 amino acids. The transcript has 3 exons.